This is a messenger RNA of Verruconis gallopava, 2577 nucleotides long. RefSeq lists its product as uncharacterized. Lineage: Eukaryota; Fungi; Ascomycota; Dothideomycetes; Venturiales; Sympoventuriaceae. The record is from RefSeq and is a predicted model, not a curated record. Bases 1066 to 1722 code for a protein of 218 amino acids. The transcript is spliced from 3 exons.
AACGCAAUCAUACCCGUCGUGCACGAUCCUUGCCCGACCCAUGUUGCCAGCGCCUCCUCUCCUUGCCUCUGCUCCCCUUCUUCGCUCUCUUCCCUCCACGCCCCCCAUCCAUCAAUCUUGCCAUGCUGCCGCCUGUCAUUUCGUCCUGCGUCGCGUGCAAGCGUCUUCCCAGACCAGCGAGCCGUCGUCACGGCAUCUCACGUCUGCGAACACAGGCCGUCGCAUGCAUGAUUGGGCCAUGGGCACUCUCCAUGCCUCCGUCUGGUCGACUCAAAUCUCCGAAGUCGAUUGGCCGGACUGGCCGUUUCUCAAGCCAAGGUCAUUUCCAGUUGGUCGAUCUAGCUUCAAUCUCCCAAACUCCUUUCCCCUGGGCCUUUCUCUGUACGCUACAAUAAAAAAAAGAGGCGCUCAAAUUCCAGUAGCGCUCGGCUGGAUCUUUCAGUCUUCUUUGAAGGGAGAAACCCAAAACAUCCUCCAACAUCUCUGAACACCCUCUCCUCCGUACUUGCUCAGUCUCCUUGUGCCUCAGCCUUUCCAGCCCGGUGUCGUCUGUCCUCGUCGCAUGAUCCUCUAAGCCCGUCACCGGUUCACCAAGCGCCUCAAGUCUUCCCUCCUUCUUUAUCACGCUGCCCUACCACCUCGUCGUUUUCCACGUCUUUGUCUGUGUCUGCCUUGCCGCUGUCCGUAUCCUCGCGCCUCGCCUGGUGUCUCGACUGUGCGCGCGGCGUGUGCUUGUCCGUUUGCGUUGCCUGAACGGGGGGCUUGUGGGAGCAGAUAAAGGCUCCGCACCGUCUACCUGACCGCCGUCCCGAAGGGCAGCCCCAAGGCUAUCUCUCUCUUCGCUAUCUGUCGGCCUUUCCACCCUCAUCACCACCGCCAGCAUCACCUGCACCGCUCACCUGCAGGCCUGGUUCCGGUCCCCUUGCGGCUCUACAGACCUUCCCUUGUAGUGCCUGCCUUCGAUACCGGAGCUGUGCAAGCCAGCCCACGCCCCUCACCUCCUGCCGCAAAGGAUACAGAAUACAGUUUUCCUCUCCCUGAACGAUCAGGAAGGGAUCUUCCAACAUGGCGGACGUAGACACGAAUGCCUCCUUCCGCCGCGGACACCGCAGAUAUCAAUCAGUCAUGGCGCAACAAUUCUCGUCGCAGCUCGACGACCUCUUCAACAUGGACGGUGGCCUUGACUCGCUGGUGCACGACGUCGAGGCAAAGCGCCAGUCCAUCUUUGUGCAGCAGCGGGAGCUCGAAGAGCUCCAGGAGCGGAUCCGCCAAGCUGAGGCCCGCCUCGGCGGCACUUCGGACGAGGAGAACGAUGCAGAUUCAGACGCCUCGGGGUCGGACGGCGCUAGCAGAGGCAGCGGCAAGGCCUCGGAGUCGGCGCGCACCAGAGCGAUCACGUCGAGCGCCCGCCAGCCCUCCAUCUUUGCCAUACGGGAGACCAAGGACGAGGAGGAGCAACCCCAAGUUCAGCCUGUGGCGCCUGCUCCUGCGCCGGCGGCUCCAGUUGCAAAAGUGCCCGCUCAAGACUAUGUUAUGGUAAGGCGGCCACGGCCUGCGCCUAGAAAGCAUCCAAGGGUGGACUCGCACAUUGAGAUCAGUGAGGAAGAAGAGGAGGACGAGGAGGACGAGGAGGAUGAUGACGAGGAGGACGAGGGGUCGUCCGAGGAAGAGAGCUCUGAGGAGGAAGCCGCACCGGUCAGAUCGCCAGCCAGGCGUCGCUAGAAAGGACGGCACGCACCUUUGUCUGAACCGCGUUCUUCGUUCUCAUCUCUUUGUUCUUUUCGUCACCUUCUGCUCUCACCGCCCCCGCACCCCUUUUCUUGCGAACGAUUUUGCAUCCAUCACACACGUACACCCCGUCCACCGACACGCAACCAUUUUUAGCAUCUUGCAUAGACAUUGGCGCACAGUUCUAGCAGCGGUCGCACUUUUUUGACACGCACUCACACACACGACGACGAGACCACAACACCGAGCACGUAUGAUUCCCCCUUUCGAUCGGGGCCGGAAUGGCGCCCGGCGGAACUGUGAGCGACCUUUUACUUUUUGGUCUCUCCAGCACGCAUUUCUUGCCGUUGGGCCAUCUCGCUUCAUCUUCCACAUUCUGAGCGGAGUCGACAGAGCUUGGAGGAUCAGGCUUUUUUUUUUGUUUUUCUCAACGUUUUCCGUUACCUCACUGUACCUGCACAAACCCGUACUUCAGAUACCCUCGCUGCAAGCUCACAGACAAACGUUUACAUAUCAACCCUCUCCCUCCACGUGCGCUCGCACGCUCACCCAAUGUUUUUUCUUUCCUUUGUUCUUCAUAAGCUCCUUGAAGGGAGGUGGGGGAGGAAGCAUACCACAAGACUCUUUGUAAUCAAGAUUCACCCACAUAGAGGUUUCCGCUUUUUGGUUGUUCUUUCUGCUUCUGCUUCUGCUUCUGCUUCUUACCAUUCAAUACACGGGCGAAGGCGAGAAUGGCGGCUUGCUCUACUCGGAAAGUUGAUCUUUCGGAGGGUAGAAUCACCGCGAUGUUGAUUGUAGCUAGCUCAGUAUCUGUAGCGGAGAGGCUCUAGAUAUUCGUCAAACCCUUCG